Messenger RNA from Cuscuta campestris, 1692 nucleotides. NCBI's taxonomy places the organism in Eukaryota, Viridiplantae, Streptophyta, Magnoliopsida, Solanales, Convolvulaceae. The record is from the annotation of a GenBank genome assembly.
CUCAAUUAAGAAUGAAGUUAAGUUAAAGCUUGGUAGUUGAACUGCAUCCUAAACCCUGUUAUAUAAUCCCCUCAUCACCUCUCUCAUUUUUCACCCAAAUAAAAACUUGGCUUCUGCCUAAGCUUUUUCAAUUCACUGCCUUCAUUAAGAAUUCAAAACCCCAUAGCUGCCAAAAAUUCUCAUAUAUAAUUGAAGCAAUGGAGAAAGCCAUUCUACCCUUCACUUUUCUCAUUACCCUUCUACCUCUUUUAUCAAAUGCCCAAAUAUUGCCCUCACCAAACCAGCAGUUCAUUGGGAUAAACUACGGCCGGCAAGGAAGCAACCUCCCUUCAGCAUACGAAACCAUCGAGACGUUGAAGUCCAUGCAAGUGAGCCGAGUCAAGAUCUACGACUCCGACCAUGAGUUCCUCAAGCUCUUGUCGGGCACGUCCAUCCGCGUCACGAUCAUGGUUCCCGACGACGACAUCCCCGGCAUCGCGUCCAACCAGUCGGCCGCCAACCGUUGGGUGCACAACAACGUCCUCGCCUUCCUUCCGGGGACGAUGAUACGGGGCGUCCUCGUCGGGAACGAGAUCCUGAGCGACAGCCGCGCCCAGAGCCUGUCGUACCAAGUCGUCCCCGCCAUGAGGAACAUCAAGAAGUCGUUGAACAACCACAACAUUCACAACAUCAAGGUCGGGACUCCCGUCGCGAUGGACGUUGUGGAGACGUCGUUCCCGCCGUCCUCGGGCCGGUUCAGGGGCGACAUCCCGAGGGAGGAGAUUCUCCUCCCUCUGUUGAAUUUCCUGAACCGGACCAGGUCGUACUUCUUCCUCGACGUCUACCCUUACUUCUCAUGGUCCGAGAAUCCGCACAACAUCAGUCUCGACUUCGCUCUCUUGAGGGAAGGAAACCAGACUGCCGCCGUGGACCCCGCGACCGGUCUGGCCUACGCGAACCUGCUGGAUCCAAUGCUAGAUUCAGUGGCGUUCGCCAUGCAGGAAUUGGGGUUUAACGACAUAAGGAUCGCGAUCUCCGAGACGGGAUGGCCGAUGUCGGGCGACCUCGACCAACCCGGGGCAAAUCUCUACAACGCCGCGGCGUACAACCGGAACCUCGUGCGCAAGAUCAUGGCCAAUCCACCCGCGGGAACACCGGCUCGUCCCGGCGUACCCAUCCCGACCUUCAUAUUCUCGCUAUACAACGAGGAUCUGAAGACGGGGCCCGGGACGGAGCGGCAUUGGGGAAUCCUAGCCGCAGACGGGAAGCCGGUGUACGAGCUGAACCUGAACGGAACCGUGCCGGAAAGCGAGUACCCGCCGCUCCCGGAGCCGGCGAACAACGUGCCGUACCAAGGGAAUGUGUGGUGCGUGGUUGCAAGCGGCGUCCGGAUAUUCGACCUGGGACCGGCUGUGGACUUUGCAUGCGCUGCCGGGAACGGAACGUGCGACGCAUUGGCUCCCGGCGGCGACUGCUACGAGCCGGUCUCAGUUGUGUCCCAUGCAAACUAUGCGUUUAGCUCAUUUUGGGCGAGGUUUAGGAGCCAUGGAGCUAAUUGCCACUUCAACGGCCUUGCAACCAUGACCACAGUCGAUCCAAGCCAUGGAGCAUGCAAAGUCCCAAGUGUGUGCGUUUAGAGAAGGAUGGGAGGCUAAGCCCGAGCUGAUGAUGGAUCGGUCAUUUACUUUGCCGGAAUAAUCAUUUUCUGCACUU